AUGGAAGAUGACUUGGCAAUUGCAUCUGAAGCAGGUGACCACCCUCCUCACCCAACACAACCGCUUCUCGGACCGAUACCACCUCUAACACAUCGUCGAAUAACGGCACCAUCAACGCUUCUCCACAACAGACCCUUCAGCAGGGCAUUCGACCUUCCCGCCUUUCCACCACGCUGGGUCGACACUCCAGACGACUAUACAUGUCCAUUCGCCGAUCUCCAUCCGUGGGGCCAAUACGUGACACCCCGUCGACGUGCACUCAGAUCAAGAGAAAACGAACUAACAGCGGCUCUCCCUCUCCACGUUUACCACCAAAUUCUCCGGAAUGGUCACUUCUCGAGCCGCUUCGUCCGCUUACUUUUCCCUCGUCGCUUCGUGGGAUUACCUUCUCCAACGAACCCGGUGCCGGUAACGGAGUCAGUGCAGUUUGAGGAUAUUAACGCUUUCUGGCAGCACGCGAUUCAACUAAUCGACGACUUGCUCAACGCUAGCUUCCAAGACGACACCGACGACAUCCGGCGUACGCCACGCCGUCGACCUCCGAUGGUGUCAAACCCGCAUCCUCCUUGGCACCUCCACCAGGCGAAGAACGUCAUACGGUCCUGUACCAAGUUGUCGCCAAGCAGAACACCACCUCUUAGGUGUCGUGCUCGCAGUCCACCGACGACGGCAGUUUGGUCCACUUUAACAACAUCCACGUCGCGUUUGAAGGAUGUCCUGAAGCAGUACGCGUACUUCCGACAUUGCAAUUUCGAAAUUGACGAUGUCGAACGUAACACUAGCUACUCGGCCUGGUGCGCACGAACGUAUCAUGCUCCAUACGCUUCUGUGUUCCACAGCCCUAUGUGA
Haemonchus placei is the source of this 849-nucleotide messenger RNA. Lineage: Eukaryota; Metazoa; Nematoda; Chromadorea; Rhabditida; Trichostrongylidae. The record is from the annotation of a GenBank genome assembly.